AUGGCUUCCCCGCCCUCCUCUGUUACAUCGUCCUCUUCCUCUGCGGCUUCUUCCCCCGAGCCGCGCUCCGCCAGUGCGGCUCGCGUCAGAAACUUGAAGCCCAAGCCGAAACGCAAUGCCUGUUAUAAUUGCCGACAUUCCAAGGCCAAAUGCAUACCAGCCCGCGACAAAAAUGUCGAUCCAGAAACCAUGCCCUACGUCCUUGUGUCCUGCACGCGCUGUCGGAUGAGAAAUAUGCAAUGCCAAUACCCUUCUGGGCCACCGUACAUCAUCCCCAGCUACGACCAUCCCAUGUGCCGAGUGCUGAUACCUCUACAACCCGCCGCCCAACCCCCAAUGAUCGCGGUAUCGAGUUCGUCCGAAUCAUCCCGCCCGCUUGGGGGCUUGCUUCCGUCCACGCGCGCGCCUCCCCGAGACUUUCGGCCAAGAUACGGUGACCGCACAUCCUACCCGUCGUUGGCACUCGUCCCCACCUCGGACGAUUUUGGUCUGUUUGCCCCCUCACCACUGGCAGCGACAAUCCGCCCGUCACCUACUAGCAGUCCGCCAUCCGCGUCGCCAGGUGAAAUCGAAACUCCAACAGGCGAUUUCACCGCGCAAAGAAUCGAUUGGGGAGCACUGGACCUGGCAGUGGAGCUUGGAGCGACUGGGCCCGCCACAUUCGACAGUCAAGCCGCCGAUGAUUGGUGUGAGCUCAUGCUUGGUCAUUACUAG
Mycena indigotica is the source of this 714-nucleotide messenger RNA. RefSeq lists its product as uncharacterized. The coding region runs from base 1 to 714 and encodes 237 amino acids. The record is from RefSeq and is a predicted model, not a curated record. Gene Ontology annotation, molecular function: DNA-binding transcription factor activity, RNA polymerase II-specific; zinc ion binding. The transcript has 2 exons. Lineage: Eukaryota; Fungi; Basidiomycota; Agaricomycetes; Agaricales; Mycenaceae. Gene Ontology annotation, biological process: regulation of DNA-templated transcription.